CGACCAUGAAUGGAUCAAAACGCGAACUAAAGACAAGCUUUCGCGCGUCGCCCAACUCUAUCCGGCCGCUGUACACCGGCGGACCCGUGGCGCUCACCCGCGACGGGCAAUGGCUCGUCACGACGAUGAGCGAGGAGGUGCUGAUUACCGAGGUAUCGACUGGGCGUGGGGUAGCACGAGUGAAGGGAGAUACGACGGACAUCACGGCCCUCGCGUUGAGCUACCACACCUCACCACCGACGCUCAUCACCGCGCACGCGUCGCUCAGCGUGCGAUACUAUCCCCUACCCUCCUCGCUCCCCGACGGCAAACCGCCCACGCUGCAGUUCACCAAAGUGCUGUCUCGCGCGGCCGGCGCGCAGAUCCUGCUCAUGGCUGUGUCGCCUGACUCCACCCUACUCGCGACGGGUUCAAGCGACGGCAUCGUCAAAGUGUGGGACAUGGCGGGCGGAUACGUGACCCACCUCUUCCGGGGGCACGGCGGGCCUGUGUCUGCACUCCACUUCUCUUUCCUUUCCUCGGAGGGGCGGCAGCGCAUGGAGCUGUGGACGGGCUCGACGGACACGCGCGUGCGGGUGUACGACUUGCGGGACGCAAGCGCGCGCGUCGUCGUGGGCGGGAAGGGGGGGAAGACGAAGGCCAAGGCCGUGCUUGAGGGCCAUGUGAGCGUCGUCCGCGGCAUCGCGGUGAGCGAAGAUGGGAAGUUCGCGAUCUCCGGCGGACGUGACAAGGUUGUGCUCGUGUGGAGCGGGGACAAGGUCGUCCAGACGCUGUUGGCGAACGAGCAAGUCGAGGCCUGUGGUCUGCUACCCCUUGGUACUGCUGUGGAGGGCGAGCGGACCGACCGCCUGCUGGCUUACACUGCUGGCGAGACGGGUCGUGUGCGUAUUUGGGACGUGCUCAAGGGCUCAGAGGUAGCGGAGAUGGAGGGCGUCGCCGGCGUCGACGAGGAGGAGGCCGAGGAGGACGAGCAGCAGGGCGUGCUCCAGGUUCUGUACGAUGCACCAUCCUCGUCGCUGGUAAGCGUGCACGCGGACCAGAACAUUCUCUUCCACUCGCUGCACUCGCUCGCGUGCCAGCGCCAGAUUGUGGGCUUCAACGACGACAUCGUGGACGCCGCCUGGCUCUGCCCUUCUGGGGAAGCCACGCACGUCGCGCUGGCCACCAACUCGAACCUGGUGCGCGUGUACGACGUCGGCAGCUUGAACGCACGCCUCCUCCCCGGACACCGGGACAUGGUGCUGGCCCUCGCGCGGAGCGUGGACGGCAAGCUGCUGGUCACGGGCUCGAAGGACCGGACGGCACGUAUCUGGGCGCCGCGGGCGGACGGGUGGGCGUGCGUCGCGAUCGCGGAGGGACACGCGGAAGCGGUCGGCGCCGUGGCGGUGGCGAAUAAGGGCGGGUUCAUGUUCACGGCCUCGCAGGACCGGACGAUCAAGAUGUGGGACCUGUCGUCGCUCGACGUGGCCGCCGACGCGCCUGUGCAGCUCACGUCGCUCGCGACGCUGCAUAUCGCCGACAAAGACAUCAAUGCGCUGGACAUUGCGCCGAACGACCAGUUCCUCGUCUCGGGAUCGCAGGACAAGCUCGUCAAGGUGUUUGAGAUCAAGCACUCGGCGGCGUCCGGCAGCGUCGCGCACGUCGGCACGUGCAAAGGCCACCGGCGGGGCGUGUGGAGCGUGCGCUUCUCGCGCACCGACCGGAUCAUCGCGAGCGGCGCCGCCGACCGCACCAUCAAGCUGUGGAGCUUGACGGACUUUUCGUGUCUCAAAACCCUGGAGGGACACACGAACAGCGUCCUCCGCGUCGACUUUAUGACGGCGGGCAUGCAGCUGGUGUCGGCGGGCGGGGACGGGCUCGUCAAGGUCUGGAAUAUCCGCGACCGGGACGAGGCGUGCGUCGCCACGCUCGACGGGCACGAGGACAAGGUGUGGGCGCUCGCCGUGUCGCCGGACGAGAGCACGCUGCUGUCUGCCGGCGCGGACUCUGUCGCAACGUUUUGGGAGGACUCGUCUGCCGUCGAGCAGGAGGAGGCGAACGCCGCGCUCGUCGCGAAAGUCCAAGCCGAACAGGACUUUACGAACUACGUCGCUGUCGGCGACUACCGGCGUGCCAUCAAGCUCGCGCUCGCGAUGGGCCACCCCGGCCGCCUGUUGAACCUGUUCCGCACGGUGUUGCUUGCCGCCAAGCCGUUCGCGUACGCCGAAGAGGACGAGGACCAGGAAGAGGAGCGCGGGCGCGUGGCCGAGAUCGACGCGGUCAUUGCCAGCCUCGGCCCGCUCGACCUCGUGCGCCUCCUCAAAUGCGUGCGGGAUUGGAACGCGAAUGCCAAGACCAGCGCCGUCGCGCAGGCCGUGCUUAAUGCCGUGGUGCGGCUCAAGAGCCCGGACGAGAUCAUGGCGGCGUUCGAGAAGGUGGCGCGGAAGCCCGAGGUGGAGGAAGAGGAGGACGAGGAUGAGGAUGCGGAGGAGAAGGCGAAGAAGACGGCGAAGAAGGCUGUCGCGCCGACCAUCUCCAUGCGUGAGCUGUUGGAUGGCCUCCUGCCCUAUUCUGAACGGCAUAUGGCGCGUGUCGACCGUCUUGUGCAGGAAAGCUACAUGCUCGACUACACAAUCUCGGAGAUGGACGGGGGCAUGUUUGGAGCCGAGGUGAUGGAGGUGGAUGCAUAGAUGGGCCAGGCUAGCGCCGAGGUGAGGGAGAUGGACGCGUAGAUCUGCAUGCAUGCUGUAUACUCGG
Messenger RNA from Cutaneotrichosporon oleaginosum, 2736 nucleotides. RefSeq lists its product as uncharacterized. The record is from RefSeq and is a predicted model, not a curated record. NCBI's taxonomy places the organism in Eukaryota, Fungi, Basidiomycota, Tremellomycetes, Trichosporonales, Trichosporonaceae. Gene Ontology annotation, biological process: endonucleolytic cleavage to generate mature 5'-end of SSU-rRNA from (SSU-rRNA, 5.8S rRNA, LSU-rRNA); endonucleolytic cleavage in 5'-ETS of tricistronic rRNA transcript (SSU-rRNA, 5.8S rRNA, LSU-rRNA). Gene Ontology annotation, molecular function: protein binding; U3 snoRNA binding. Gene Ontology annotation, cellular component: nucleolus; 90S preribosome; small-subunit processome.